Linum trigynum is the source of this 5594-nucleotide messenger RNA. The record is from the annotation of a GenBank genome assembly. NCBI's taxonomy places the organism in Eukaryota, Viridiplantae, Streptophyta, Magnoliopsida, Malpighiales, Linaceae.
AAAAAAUCUAUCUAUAUGAAAAAGUAUACUAAAUUGAAUCCAAUGUAGAAGUAAUGAUGAAGAUAGAUAUUAUAUCCACCUAAGGAAUAAUAAAGUAAGCCAUGUUUCUUAGAGCACUCGCUCGAUAGAACCACUCUAUAAAAACCCAUUUCGUCAAACAAUUGCAUCAUAUAGAGCUUUAACUUAAAUGUGAAGUGCUUAUAAUUAGCUAUUUCAGCUCAUGAAUGAAUUAAUUAUAUCAUUUGGCAAAAGAAAAUAAUUUAUAAACUUGAGAGUUAUUUCGUUUGUUGUUAAAUCAUUUGAACUAAAGUAUGAAAGUGUUCAGAACCGUUAUUUUAUUCAUUAUUAUUAAAAUUGCUAUUUUUAUUAUAAUGUCUAAGCAUGUCUAGGCGAGCUAGGAGAUAGACAAAUGCCCAAUGACUGCCGUAUGCCUAACGUGCUGCUGAACCUCAAUAAUUAUAGCAAACUUUGAGUGCAUCUUAUAAAUUUGAUCACUUCUAUUUUGGUAUAAUUGAUUACAUCAUGAAAGCGAUCAAUCAAAGAGUCUUUCACUAAGAUUUUAAUAAGAUGUCUCCUAAUGCACAAUUAGUAUGACUAAAUUGUAAUAAGAUAAUCAUGUAUUGAAUUCUGAAUCGAUAGCGCAAAAGAUUCUACUAACUCAAGUAGAGAUUUAGCUACUCAUUACUUCAUAUUCGCAUGUAGAUAGCUAUUUCGAAGAGUUCGAAUAUUGAUUGAGUUUGUUGAACUUUACCUAACGAAACUAUGAUAUCAAUCGCAAGAUAUUAUGCUUUUUGGAGAAAUUGGGAAAAUAUGUUGGUGACAUCAAACCUAACAUGGAUACCAUUGAAUUUAAGUGAUAAACAAAAUUUAUGUUUAAUAGAUUAGACAUAAAAAAUAUAUUUAGCAUUCCCAUAAGUUGGUAUGAAGAAGUGAAUAAUUAGGAAUUGAAAGCUAGAAACAAAGUUAAUUUAAUAAAGAACUACAAAUGCUAUUGUGAAAAAGAAAACAAAUGUUUAGAGCAUAGCUAGGCAUGAGAGUGCUACAUUAAACUCUCUAAGAGAAAGCAAGUAACCAUUAAUAGUUACCUAUGGAUAUUGAAAUAGUUAACUAUGAUGAAUACUAUAUACUGGUGAUUAAUACUUGGACCUUAGCUUGAACAUUGCAUCAUGUUGAUUAAAAUUAUUUCAUUAAUUAUAUUAUUGAAAUAAGGGGUCGUAUGAAAGUUGUGAUUGUUUUUUUAGAUUGUUAAAAUAAAUACAUUUUUCAUGAUACAAUACAUAUGUUUUUAUUUUUGUUCAUACACAAUCAUGAAUUAUUUGCUUGAUUUGACUAAACUAUCAUUCAAAUUGAAUGAUUAAACAAUUUCGAAUUUUAGCAUAGACUGUCGAGAUAAUUGGUAUUGGUGUUUGUCAUGUUUAUUUUUUUUUUUAAAUGUAUGGUACCAGUGUUCUUAUGUCGUCAUUGAACACUUCAAUUCAAUGCGCAAUAUUCCAACCAAUAAUAUUUGUGUUGGGAUUUUAAGAUUAUCCUUCAUUUAUAAGUUAGAAAAAAGUACUUUGUUUUUCAUAAUUUCAACUUCCUCUAUGUUUUGUAUUAACAAAGUACAACAAAUGUGUCUAGUCUAAUUAGUUACAAUUCUUGCCUUUGGUGGAAGAGAUCAUAGUUCAAAUUCUAGCAUUGAUAUCUUUUAAUAUGAUAUAAAAAAUUGAUUGUGUAGACGAAAUACCCUUCCUACUUUCACUCUCGUUGCAGGAAAUUUGAAAUUGAGCAAAUCAAACUCUUUAAAAUGCAUUAUAAGUAGUGUAGAUUUUAACUAAAAUAAAAAAUAAAAACUAACCCGUCACAUAAGAUACCCAACCCAUGACCCGAUCCCUCAUCUUCUUCCUCUAGUUGACCCAACUGAAGGAAAAAAAAAAACCCUACCUCCCAAAUAAAUUCUCAAGCAUCGCAGACCUUUUCACCAAAAUUUAGGUCCUCCUCUGGCUUUCAUUGCUACCUCUCAGUCUCAUAUUUUCUCAUCCGCUACCUCAGCCUCCGCCUCCCUUUACACUCCUGAAUUAUGCAAUAAUCGAGGGAUACAGAUUUUGCCCUGCUCGUCGCGACGCACAGAUUUGCCUCCCCCUACUUCUCCGAUGGUGACUCAGUGGAAUUCUGCUGAGAGAUUGGGAGGCGGUGAGAUCCGAAAACGCUGCUGGGAGUGAUGAGACCUAGCUCGACCUCUAAUUAGACUUUGCGCAUCUCAAUUCGAAUGGUGUGUAUAGAUGGAUGUCAAAGGGGAUGGUAUUUGGUGAGAGUGAUAAACCAAUCUAGAAACUUCAACACGUUGGGGAAGGAGCUGGUUUAGGUAGAAAACACGACGAGAUCAACAUGGGUAGAGAUGGAUGUCAAAGGGAGAACAUAGGGUAUUUGGUGAGAGUGAUAAACCAAUCUAGCAACUUCAACACGUUGGGGAAGGAGCUGGGUUCGGUAGAAAACACGACGAGAUCAACAUGUGGAGCUGGUUUCGGUAGAAAACACGAUGAGAUCAACACACAUGUUGAUCUCGUUGUGUUUUCUACCCAAACCAACUCCUUCCCCAACGUGUUGAAGUAGCUAGAUUGGUUUAUCACUCUCACCAAAUACCCUCUGUUUUCCCUUUGACAUCCAUCUAUACACACCAUUCGAAUUGAGAUGCGCAAAGUCUGAUUAGAGGCCGAGCUAGGUCUCAUCAAGUGGCAUCAUCGCCUGGUUCAAAGCAGUGGCCAAGACGAAGAAGAGGUAGGAGGACGUUCGUCCUGUUGCAGCUAGAACAAGAAAGAAGGAUCCAAUUGAUCUGAGGAAACUCGAAGAAACAGAGUCCGACUCUGAGUGCGACGAGAACAUUGAAGUUCAAGAAUCAACCAUGACCGAACAAAUUAAUACGACGGAAUUGAUGCAAACAAUAAUAGCGCAGAUGAACGCCACGUUCCAAGUACAUUUUGACAACAUCAAUAAGCAGUUGGCAGAGCAGAAGUCGACGGCGACACCCGAGCCCAAGUCGCCGACGAGGCAGGAAACGAUCCCUGAAUGCGAUCAAAGCACUCAAGCUCUGAAUGCACACAUUUAAAAUUUGGAGUGCCAAUUGAUUCUCUCCAGGGAUGGUCAUCAUGAAUGAAAUCGUGAGUUUCAUAAUCACGAUCGACGACCGCCAGAGACAAGGGUCCUUGACGAGCUCCAUGGGAUCAAACUUAGUAUACCCUCGUUUCAGGGUAGUCUCAAUCCAUCUGACUAUUUGGAUUGGGAACGGAAAGUGCUCUUGUUCUUCUAUUGCAACAAUUACACCAAAGAACAAAAGAUCAAACUUGUCUCUUACGAGUUUGAAGUCUAUGCGGCUGCGUGGUGGGAACAAGUUCGCAUUAAGCGAAGAAGGAUUGGUCUGCCUCCCAUAGCUACCUGGCUGGAGAUGAGGAGCUUAAUGAGGGACAGUUUCGAGCCCUCAUAUUAUCGACGCGACCUCCACGACACUCUGCAAUCACUUCGUCAAAGGAGAAGGAGCGUUGAAGAGUACUACCAAGAGAUGGUCUCCUUAUGAUCCGAGCUGAUGUUAGGGAAGACAAAGAAGCCACGAUCAACAGGUUUUUGCAAGGUCUUCAGCGAGAGAUAAAAAACCAGGUCGAGCUCUUCCCAUUCGUGGAAAUUGAAGAAGCUGUCCAGCUUGCCGCCAAGGUUGAGAAGCAAUUGAAACAUCAGGGUUCUGGCAGGAGGUUUCCUACAGCGAGCAACAGUCCCAAGCCAAGUUUUGAACCCAAUUUGAAGCCUGAACCACCUCGGGCCAUGGUGAGGAACACUACUCCAGCUGUUCCAGAGAAGUCAAGCACCUCCAGUGGCACAAUUCGUUGCUUUAAGUGCCAUGGGUAUUGCCACAAAGCACACCAAUGUGCAAAUCAUAAGGUUAUGAUUCUUCGGGAUGGAAAAUACUGCUCUGAGGAUGAAGAAGAGGAGAAGCAGAAUCAUACAGAAGACUCCGAGCUUGGAGAAGAGAUGGAAGCAGCUGAUGGUUCGUUGCUCGCACUGCAGAGGGCCUUAGCAAGCCAGGAGGAGGACUUACCUAUUGUGGACCAGCGAAGUAACCUCUUUCACACGAGGUGUCAAGUGCAAGGUAAGAUUCUUACCGUCAUUGAGGAUGGAGGGAGCUGUGCAAACGUGGUAAGUCUUGAUGCUGCCAAGAAGCUUGGACUGACCAUGAUUCCCAGACCUGAGCCUUACUCUUUGCACUGGCUUAGUGAUCACGCCGUCAUCAAUGGGUGCCCUUUUUGAUAGGGAAAUACCACGACAAGCUGUUGUUCGACGUGAUUCCGAUGCAUGCAGCACAUAUGGUGCUUGGAAGGCCUUGGAAGUUUGAUCGCCAAGUCUCCCACGACGGCCGAACGAAUUGUUAUUCAUUCAAAUUUCAGGGGCAAAAAUUGGUGCUCAAACCGAUGUCACCCGCGGAAUUUCGAUCCGAUCAACAACACAUGGCGCGAAGUCGAGCACCAGGGAAAGGUGAUUCUAGUAGCUUUCCACCAGUCACAAAGCAGGUUCCAGUCCGGCAGCUCGUCGUUACUUGUUGACUGUUCUCGCCGGCAAAACAGUUUCGCGAAGAGGUAGAGUUCGUCGGCCCUGUUUUCCAGCCGCCCUGAAGCACUCUGAAUUGGCUGGAGUAGCUGAAGUGAAGUCGGAACGAAAGACCCACGACGACACGUCCCAAAUUUGCCCCAAAACGUGUCAAGUCAAUGAAAUCCUGCCGAAGCGAGCUCCACCUACGAAUCCCAAAAGCCCAAUUAUGCCUCCAAAAGCGCCGAACAAUGAAGAGAAAGUGGUGAAUUGGAUGUGGAGUUCGGGCACGAUUCCAAGCAAUCCAGCACUGGGAAUCUACUCCUAGGGUCUCAAGGAAGGUGUAGGAAGCAAGAAACCAGCUCGGUAACGCUUGACAACGAAACGCCCAAUUUUCAAGUUGGCUCACUGGAUUUUGGAGAAUUGUCGCCGAAAUCUGGGAAUUUUGAAUUCCCCGGUGGCGGAAAACCUUCGAGACUCGAUUCAAGCCGAUUUGGGAACCAUCAAAGCCCGAAAACUAUUGCAUUCGCUUCUUAGGAGCUGGUAGAGCUGAAUGAAAGGAAGAAAUCGCAACAAGAAUGCUUGAAGCGGAAAGCCCCAAUAUCAUUACGCUCACCGGAAAAUCGGGUUUCGCCUAAAAGAAAGGUUUAUGAACUUAAUUUUUGCGAUCCUGUUUGGAAUGAUUUUGUCUCUUGUUUUGAGUACAGAUUGAUCCAAGCUUUGAGGUCAAAGCUUUUUAAAGAAGGGAGGCCAAGUCUGCAAGUCAAGGAUAGAAAAUCCCCAGACCAAGCUCAAGCUUUCAAGCUCAAGGGAAACUCCUUGAGUACUUUUCGAUUAAACUCAAUACGUCAAUUACAAUCAAUGAAAGAGGCUAUUUAUAGCUGAGAUUAACUUACACAAUCCUAAUUGAACAAUGAAACAAUUUACAAACAAAACAAGGAAAGGAAAACACGAAAAACACGAAAGCCCCGAACGUCGUGAAUUCGAGCUCAAAGUCGUGACCUCAAACUGUCUUUCCGCUUUAGUAAAAAAUUGCUAAUUUC